Patiria miniata (bat star) is the source of this 2242-nucleotide messenger RNA. RefSeq names its product solute carrier family 15 member 4-like. Gene Ontology annotation, biological process: transmembrane transport. The transcript is spliced from 10 exons. Gene Ontology annotation, cellular component: membrane. Lineage: Eukaryota; Metazoa; Echinodermata; Asteroidea; Valvatida; Asterinidae. Bases 464 to 2218 code for a protein of 584 amino acids. The record is from RefSeq and is a predicted model, not a curated record. Gene Ontology annotation, molecular function: transmembrane transporter activity.
CGAUAUGGUGCACGUCGUUUUUCGUGCACCUUUAUUCUGAUUACGCCCUCUGUCGUUUAGUGAAAGUCGACCAAUUCUAAAAUUGCUUCACAAUAGUUUCACACGUUUCGGGGUUGGACGGUGACACUGAUUGGAAAUUCGUGGCGAUGUUUUUAUUAGUUUUCUGGGCCAUUCAAUAAUGUUACGUUUUGUAUUUACUCAGUACGAUUACCCAGAAAACAACUCAUCAUGGCCACCGAUUGGGGUAUAAGUGCAGUGGCUACGGGUCCCAUCUCCGGCCAAGUUUGUCACCAGGCAUGUCAGCCAAGAAGUGAAGAUUCAAUAACUAAACAUGGGCCUAUUUUUUGGAUUAGUCGUUAGGUUCUUCACAGAUGUCUUGAGUUUUAUACGGCUUACGCUGCACUGAAUAAGAAAAACGCUGUCUUGAAGUGUGUGCGCGUCGAAGUCAGCCACAUGCACCAAAAUGUCCACCGUUUAUCAAGAAAUUGACGAGAGUUUGAAUACUCCAGUGAGGCCUGAAAGCGAGACGACAUCAAGCGUGGAGAUUGACUUCCCAGCCCCUGCUAGAACAUUGUUCGGCAUCCAGCGAGAUCGUCUGGGCGUGGUGCUAUGCAUAUUGGUCUUAGAGCUGUGCGAGCGGCUGACCUACUACAGCAUUGCUGGCAACCUGGUGCUCUACUGCACCAACGAGCUGAAAUUCUCGAGUGCCGACGCGACCACCGUUACUUUCAUCUUCACAGGGACGUCUUAUUUUGUGCCGGUCGUCGGUGGGUGGAUUGCUGACUCCGUAUCAGGGAAAUACAAUGCUAUCUUUGGAGCAGGCCUCAUUUAUUGCAUAGGCACGACCAUGUUGCCCAUCAUCUCCAUAGAUUUUACCCAGUAUGGCCCCCACCUAGGGCUGACUGAGGGCCAAAAGCGAGGCUUCUUCCUCUUCAGUCUAGCCGUCAUUGCCAUCGGUACAGGCGGCAUCAAAUCCAACGUGGGCCCGUUCGGAGCUCAACAGUUGGAUGAUCUUGGAGAGGGUCCCGUCAAAUCUUUCUUCAAUUGGUUCUACUGGUUCAUCAAUGUGGGUUCGGCUGUCUCCUUCUCUGCUGUGGUCUACGUACAGCAGGAGAUCGGAUUCGAUGUGGGAUAUGCCAUCCCAGCAGCCUCCAUCGUCGUGGCGAUCAUCAUGCUUCUGAUUUGCCGAAAGUGGUACCGCAUGAGGCCACCUGAAGGGAGCGUGUUCACAACUGUCGCCAAAAUCAUCUGGCAGGCUCUAUCAAGAAUCAGGAAGCCUAAUGCCAGGAAAGACCAGAUGACAUCCUGGCUGGAUCGCGCCAAGCACAGCUUCGGUGGUCACUUCCCAGACCUCAAAGUGGACGAAGUCAGGUCCUUGGGAAGAAUUAUACCAGUUUUUAUCGUCAUCAUCUUUUAUUGGACUGUGUACUUCCAGAUGUCAACGACCUAUUUGCUACAAGGCGAACGCAUGCGUCUGGUCUACAGCGGUUUCACUAUCCCAGUGGCUGCUCUCAACCUCUUUGAUGUCGCCAUUAUUCUUGUCAUGAUUCCCGUCGUGGAUCGUAUCUUCUACCCAUUCAUGGCAAGAAUUGGAUAUCCUCUCACCAAACUGAAGCGAAUAGGUAUUGGCAUGGCACUAGCUGUCUUUUCCAUGAUCUUGGCAGCUGGAGUCGAGUUUGGCCGGAAAGCAAACAUCAAGGAGUAUGGCUACUUCCAGCAGGAAGUUGCUGGCAAGGCCUUCAAUGCGUCGGACUUGUCCGUCUUUGCACAGGUUCCUCAGUACACGUUUAUAGGAGCCAGUGAGGUUUUCACAAGCAUUACAGGCCUAGAGUUUGCGUACUCUCAAUCACCCAAAGCAAUGCAAGGAGUGGUCAUGGGGCUUUUCUUGCUAACAUCAGGCCUAGGUAGCUACAUCGGGUCACUACUGGUCACCAUUGUCAAUGCGAUUACCUUGGGUGCGGGUGGGGCUUGGAUCCCGAAUGAAAUCAACAAAGGUCACCUUGAGUACUUCUUCCUUCUACUAGCUCUGAUCAUGGCCAUCGACUUCGGCUGUUUUCUGCUCAUUGCAAGGGGCUACAUCUAUGUCGAGGAUGCCGAGCUACAGUAUGACAACCGACCCCCUGACCCUGGGGAGAGAGGAAAAAGAUCUAGCAGGAAGAAACAGGGGGGAAAUCAGUCUGAAACCUCGCCCCUUUUGAGUGAUUCUGGAAUGAUAUAGAAAUAAGUUGCCUUUUUGUUUCUG